UGUAAUUGAUCCGAACCUGAAGAAAACUCGGCGGAGUUUUGUGAGUUUUUGGGGGCAGAAACAUGAAAGUUCCGGAGGAGGUUUCGGUCCAGGAUGGACUCUAAAGCUCCUCCAGUCGAGGCCGCGGCGUAGGCGAGCGCAGGAUGGGCGGAGCUGCUGCCGGCCGACACGUCCCAGAGCGAGAUUAACUCGUUUUACCUCGAGGCAAAUUACUGUUUACCUUUAAGUGCAGCGGUCUGACAGAACAACUGUGAGAAUGGAGUACGGCGAGCGAGUGCUGUGUGCCACCGGAGAGGUGGAGCUGGACCCCAACAUCGUGAGCGAAGAGGCGGGAAAACUGUAUUCUGAGCUACAGACCAUCAUUGAGACCCACGGUGAAGGAGUGGUGGAGUCCCUGGUUCCCAUCUUCGUGUGGGUUCUGGAGGGUCUGGCCAGCUGCAAGUCCCAGCUGAGGGAGCGAGAGGAGGAAGCCGAGAAGGAGAAGUCUGAGCGGGAGGAGCUUCUGGAGCGAUACCGGGCGGAGCGAGCUCUGAGGAAGGAGAGCCAGGAGAGGUACCUGGAGCUGGACGACCAGACCGAGCAGGAGAGGAGGGCCAUGAGGACCAGGGACAAGGAGAGGGAGCGCCGAGAGAGAGACCUGGAGAAGAAGGCCAGAGAGCAGGCCGAUCAGUUGGUGGCCUUGGAGGAGCAGAAGGCGAGUCUGAGCCGAGAGCUGAGCACCCUGAGACUGACUCACACCAAGUUGGGCCACUCGUAUCGGGAGCUUCUGGAAAAGAAGAAGGACUCUGAGAGGGAUUCUCCUUUAAGGAAUCACGUUCGUCCUCGAAACGCCGACUUUUCCUCCAACCACACCUCAGAAUCCAGCAGUAAUGAAAAGAUGGUUCAGAGACCACAUUCAAACUCCGGUCCUCCCUGUUUGGAGGAUCUUGGAGCCAAAGAAGGGAACGUGAUCAACAUCACCGCAAAACCCACCGUGGACCAGUUCGUCAGUGAAAUCAUCAGCUCCACCCCGGAGCUCAGACAGUUUCACGGCUCCUUGAACGCCAGCACUCCGGUCAGAUCUGACCCCGAAGAGCCGCAGAACGACGAGUCGGAGACGAGCCUGGAGGAGGAGCUGAGGGGGGUGGAGGAGAAGGGAGGAGAGAGGAAGGAGAAGGUGGAGGAAGAGGAGGAGGAGGCGUAUGAAGAGGACAGCGUGGAGUUUGAUCUCCGAAACACCGACUCAGUGUUCUCUGAACUGUCGGAGCUGAGCCGGGAUUACGUGGAGAGUGUCGACCGAGGAGCCAGCAUCAGAGGCAGCGCAGACCAGUUCGAGGAGAUUCUUUCUCAGUAUGAGGAACUGAAAGUCACCCACGAGUUAAUCGAAGCUGCUCGUAAAGCUCUGAUUUCUCGGGUGGUCGAGCUGACCGACGACCGCUCGGCUCAGAAGCUGGAGGUGACGUCUCUCCAGGAGACGGUGUCCCGGCUGGAGGCCAGGAUGAGGGAGAAGGAGGACGAGACGAAGAGGCUUCGUAAAGAGCUGGAGGCGUGUCAGUCUGAGAAUCCAGAUGCUUCGCUGCCGGCCUCCAUGCGUCACUUCUCUCGCUCUGAGAUGGCUCGCGUGGUCAUGGAGAAGAACCAGUACAAGCAGCGUCUGUUCGAGCUGCAGGAGGCGGUUCGACACAGUCAGACCCUCCGAGCGACGAAGGGGGAGAAGUUCACAGACGAGAAAAGGUCCAGUGUUUGGAGAAAAUUCAACCGCUUGUUCGGCCUGACGAAGGCGCCUUUAAUCCCACCGCCACCGUCUGCGCUGGCGACCUCCCCGGCGCUGACCCGAUCUCCUCUGGCAUCUCCGCAGCUUCCGGUCAUCAGUCGGACUCACACCGAGUCUUCGACUCCGGCUGCUCCGUCACCUCGAGCCCGGCGGAGGGAACUCUACCGAGAAAUAAGAUCUCAGGUUUGGGGAACUCUGGGGAAACGGCAGAUCCACGGAUGGAGCCUGCCGCUGGCCAACACUCAGGAGUCGCAGGAACCGGUACCAGAACCUAAAGACGUUCCUGUUCUGAUGCAGCUCAGACUGUUGGAUCAGAGAGAUUCUACAGCGAAGCUGAACUGUGCGGUCGCCGUCACACCUGAGGUCUCAGGUGAAGCCACGUGCUCGGUCUGGGUGGUGUCUGGCCCCGCCUCCUGCAGCGACAUCACCGUCAUCGACCCGGCUCGCUCCAACACGGUUCUGGACCAGUUCAGCCUGCCUCCCACGGCGCCAGCCCUCUGCCUCUGCGCCGUGCCCCCCGUAGGCGACUCGGCAGGAACCGUUUGGAUCGGGACUCAGGAGGGAAGCGUCCUGAUCCACUCGGCCUCGGCCGGACGGAGACGCUGCCUGCAGUCGGCGUCGCUGUCGGAGGGAGUUCACUCGCUCACGUGAGUCUCGGAGAACUCGGGUUUCCAGUUUCAUUUAGCAGACGCUCUCAUCCAAAUAGAUAAUGAAGCUCUGUGACGUGCAGGCGGCUGGAACCUGCGUCCACACUUCAUCAUGCCUCUGGGCCAGAACCCCCUGCAGCCCGUCCGCUGCUGCCUGGCCAAAGGAGGCCGCCUGUGGGUCGGGUACUGGAACCGGGUGCACGUGGUGGACCUGGACGGCAAGAAGGUGGAGCAAACCUUCUCGGUGUCCGAGCGCAGCGAGCAGCAGGUCCGCUUCCUGUGCGCGGCAGGAAGCGGCGUCUGGACCUCGUGCCGCCUCGACCCCGUCCUCCGGCUGUUCGACUGGAGCACCGGGCGGCCGCUGCAGGAGGUCGACUUUGCAGCUGUGGUCACCAGAACUUUAGGCCAGCCCUUCCUGCAGCUCUCGCCGCUCCAGAUCUCCUCCCUGACCGUCGUCUCCGGACGCCUCUGGGUCGGAACCGGAGGAGGAGCCGUCUUCUCCAUCCCGCUGUCCAUAACUUCAGAGGACGUGUCCAUCCCGUACUGCUCCACGGCGUCGGCCCAGCUCUGCUACCACGGACACCGGCAGGCCGUCAGGUUCAUCAUCGCCGCCCCAGGUUGUCUGAUCACGUCUCCCGGCAGCAGCCACAUCACCACGUCGCAGCUCGUCCUCAGCGGAGGGGAAGGCUACGUCAACUUCAGGAUCGGAGACGACGCCGGCGACGACGAACCCGCCGAGGCGUCCCAGUCAGCGCCUCAGAGGUCCGAGCGCAGCCACAUGAUCAUCUGGCAGAACCCGUCGGUGCCGAGCCCGGCUCUGUGACGCCGGACCGACCGGCGCCCGCCCUGAGAACACCCGGUUUACCUCGUCUGUGUUCCACGCCUGUCUCCUGAAGUGACGCCUUCUCGUGUGCCUUCGACGGGUUUACUGUCAGAGCAGCAGAACCGGGUCAGACGGGCUCGGCACUAAUCAUGCGUCCAGUUCACAGACGUUUUACUGGGUCUGGAACCGUCACGCUGUUAGAACAAGUUCUGCUCGAGCAUCUCUGAUUCACUCGCUAUAAAUGAUCAGUAUUUAUGAAGACAUUUGUGAAAUUUCAGAUCUUUCAGAAGACUUUUAAUUUGAAAUACUCGGUCACAAAUUGAGGAUAAAGUUCUUCCAGUUGAGCUUUGAUCACUGAUUGAGCAGAUUUAACAACAAAAACUAAAAGUACUAACUGGACAGUUUAAACCUGGAGCGUGAGAAUAACUUCAGAAUUAACUGACUGGAUGUUCUCUGUGAUCAACGCAAACAGAAUCAUUCAUUUUCUCACAAACCUGAGACGUUAGCGUUUGAUUUUAUCGCAGUAAAGUUUUAUUAUUCUGGACGUGUCAGUUUGCAGCCUGAUGGAUGUGAACUUAUGGAGGAAGAUGAGGUUUUUUUUUUCCUCUAAUUGGACUUUAGCAUCGAUCAGAUCUUUAAAGGUUCCUCCAGGUUUC
Stegastes partitus (bicolor damselfish) is the source of this 3879-nucleotide messenger RNA. Its product is annotated as C-Jun-amino-terminal kinase-interacting protein 4. Gene Ontology annotation, cellular component: cytoplasm. The transcript is spliced from 27 exons. The record is from RefSeq and is a predicted model, not a curated record. Lineage: Eukaryota; Metazoa; Chordata; Actinopteri; Pomacentridae. Gene Ontology annotation, biological process: vesicle-mediated transport. Gene Ontology annotation, molecular function: MAP kinase scaffold activity; signaling receptor complex adaptor activity; kinesin binding.